AUGGCAUUUGCUCAAGCUCACUUAAGCAACCUUUCGGUCCCUGCUGCAGAGCGCCAACAAGCUCUAAACCGCAUUCAUGCAGACCCUGGCGUCCCCAAAGAUGCGACAACAUCAUCUUUCUGGCUCAAAGAACCGCACCCACAAUUUGCGCAGAAAUCUUCAAAUUCUUUGCCUAGCGAGGCAGAUGUAGUGAUCAUCGGCUCGGGCGUCACCGGCGCUUCCAUCGCGCGCACGCUACUCCAGAAUCGCGCCAAGGGCUCAAAUUCCCAUCCAGCCGUGGUAAUGCUCGAAGCUCGCGACAUCUGCAGUGGUGCUACCGGCCGUAAUGGUGGCCAUAUCCUCGAGACGGCCGACGAGUACGCUGAGUUUGCAGAUAUGUUCGGAGAAGCCGCCGCACGGAAGAUACUUCGCUUCCGACUUGCGCAUUUGCGCGAGAUUUUGGGUGUCGCUGAGGAAAUGGGCUUAACUGAGACUGCACAGACUCGCAAAGUGCAGUUUCUUAGUGCUUUCUUUUGUGAUGAAGAGUGGAAGGCUGCUAAGGAGAGACUGGGGCGGUUUAAGGAGGGCAUGCCCGAGGAGUCGAAGGAGUGGGUUGCAUACGAGAAAGACUCGAUUCCCGAGAAAAUUAAGCUUUCACGCGCAGCUGGCGUCAUUGCAGGCCCUGCAGGUGCUUUGUGGCCCUAUAAGUUCGUAACGGGUGUUCUUUCUCGCCUGGUCUCGGACUACCCAUCCGACUUCCGGGUUGAGGAUAACACGGCAGUGAGGGCAAUCCAACGCGGCAAGGGCCAAGGCCAUGAAUACACAAUAGAAACCAGCCGCGGCACAAUCCACGCUCGCCAUGUCAUCCACUGCACGAAUGCACAUGUCGGACACCUCGUCCCUGGCCUCCGAGGCCGCAUCUUCCCCGUCCGCGGACAAAUGUCUGCCCAGAAUCCCGGGGAGAAAUUCCCAUUGCAAGCAACAAAACACUCCUGGCUAUUCAACUAUGACCGUGGCUUCGACUACCUCACCCAGCUACCAAGUGGGCAAAUGAUGCUAGGCGGUGGCUUCGCUAGAAGUGAAAGCCUGGGAUGUGCAGACCUAGGUGUACCAACAGACAACGAAAUGAGCCUAGCAAUCGAUAUCCAUCUCUCCGGAGCGCUAAGCGCUGUCUUCGGCCGCGAAUCUUGGGGCCGUGUACAGGGCGAACCCAUUCAAGCGAUGUGGACAGGGAACAUGGGAUUCAGCGCAGACGGGCUCCCAUGGGUAGGACAGUUGCCUGGGUCCGUGACACAUCGGACACCGGAUAAGAACAAGCCGAAUGUAGGUGCUGAGUGGGUGUGUGCUGCAUUCUGUGGCGAGGGAAUGGUACAGGCGUGGUUGUCUGGCAAGGCACUGGCUACUAUGCUUUUGAAAAAGGAUGGUCAGUCUGGUAUGGAUCUGUCGUGGUUCCCAGAACAGUUGCUAGUUACUGAAGAACGCAUUGCGACUGCUGUGUUGCCUCAGACUGUGCAUGAUUUGCCUGUGCAGCGCCAGGCAAAUCUGUAA
Molecule: messenger RNA, 1527 nt
Organism: Penicillium cinerascens
Lineage: Eukaryota; Fungi; Ascomycota; Eurotiomycetes; Eurotiales; Aspergillaceae
Product: NAD(P)/FAD-dependent oxidoreductase
Exons: 2
Coding region: 1-1527 (508 amino acids)
Cellular component (GO): cytoplasm
Molecular function (GO): oxidoreductase activity
Source: RefSeq, a predicted model, not a curated record